This is a messenger RNA of Beauveria bassiana ARSEF 2860, 984 nucleotides long. RefSeq names its product UreD urease accessory protein. The coding region runs from base 1 to 984 and encodes 327 amino acids. The transcript has a single exon. NCBI's taxonomy places the organism in Eukaryota, Fungi, Ascomycota, Sordariomycetes, Hypocreales, Cordycipitaceae. Gene Ontology annotation, molecular function: nickel cation binding. The record is from RefSeq and is a predicted model, not a curated record.
AUGGCCUCGCCUUUCCCCCAGUCUACGGCCACCGCAGGAGGAGGUAGCAUCGUGGCCGGACCACUGCCUUCCGGCGGCACCGGGCUCGAAAUCAUGCAAUAUCAAUACCCUCUCAAGCUCAUUUCGCCAUCUGCUUCGAGCGAUCAGAGCAGCGUCCUCGUUUUUCUGCUCUCGUACGGUGGUGGCCUGGUCGGCGGCGACUCAGUCGACCUUUCCGUCAAGGUGAAAAAUGGCUCAAAACUCAGCCUGGUGACACAGGGACACACAAAGGUCUUCAAAUCUCCGUCACCAUCUGUCUUGACUAGUCAGGUCAUGCGCGUCGAGGUUGAGCCGGGUGCUGCCAUGUGCCUUCUCCCGGAUCCCGUUCAGCCGUUCGAAGGGAGCGUCUACUCACAGACGCAGAUUUUCAAUACCAGGCCAAGUUCAUCGCUCUGUCUGUUGGAUUGGGUUACCCAGGGGAGAACCGCAAGAGGCGAGAAUUGGAGCUUUGUGCAGUGGACAGGCCGCAACGAGGUGUGGCUGCAGGACGAUGCAGGUAAAGGCAGGCUGCUCGUCCGGGACAAGGUCAUUCUUGCUGGGGACGGCGGUUCCUCAAGCGAUGGGCCUUUGCGCGAAAUCAUGCACGAGAACGGAAUUUUUGGUACUCUAAUUCUACGGGGGGAUCUCAUGAAGUCUCUGGGCGACUUCUUCCUGACCGAGUUCGCCGCUCUACCUCGACUGGGCUCCAGAGACUUUCGCACGGCCGAAGCUCGCAAAGCAGAAGAUGACAGCAUGACGGAACACGAGAAAUGGCGCUCUUGGAGAAUUGAUUUGGAGACGGUGGAAGGCGUAUUGUGGUCGGCUGCUAAUGUCCGUGGCUGCGUUGUGGUCAAGUUUGCCGCGACGGCAGUAGAAGCUGGCCGAGAAUGGAUAGGAUCGAUGCUUCUCAGAGAAGGUAGUAUCGAGGACACUUUCGGAGAAGAUGCCUUGAUGUGUGUUCGAUAG